AUGAAAAGUUAAAAUUAUUCAUGUUACUAUAUGAACAGGAAAAUAAUAGGCUCGUCGCGUAUGGACAUAAUUAGUAACAGUAUUGCACCGCUGCCGAACAUAUAUAAAAGUAUUUAAAUCAUUAUAAAUAUGCUUAUAUUUUGCUUGUGGUUGUUCAUGAUCAAUCCCCUUUUAGCCUCGGAUAACUCGUUAGCGCCUAAUGAAUGGAGCUCUUUGAACUUGGACGAAAUACAUUAUAUAUACAUAGAUUUAGAAGAAAUCGAGGGAUUGGUAUAUGGGUUUGAUAAAUUGAAUAAUACAGAAUUACAAUUCGACUUUGAAAUUAAAGUAGAUGACAUCUCAAACGAAAAUUCGGCGGAUAAAUUCAACAAAGAUGAACUUACAAGCAACCACUCGAAUCAUGUGUUAGUUAUAGCAGCUUGCACUGCGGUGGCGUUGGCAACAUCAGUGGCUAUAUUUAUUUACGGGAAGAAAGCACUAAUUGACUAUUUGCAAUCUGGGAAAUAUGAUCUUCCAGAAGACACGAGAGACGCUAUAGGUAAUCAUGAAAUGUCACAAGUACAUUGCUAAGCGCAUGCUCUGCUCGACUGUCACCAUUGUAAGAUGGCAUCCAACACAACCCUGAUGUCUAGAGAAGCCACUUUGUUAUAUAAAGAGGGAGGAUGCUUUGGAGGUCAGAAUACGCUGAACAAACGCAACUUCAGACAGGUCGGCGUUCGGUCAACUUCGGACAUCGUCGACGAUUCUCGUAACAAGAACAGCCUUCGUAGUUUUUGUGCAGGGACGAACUGACAACAUACUUUUAAAAAAUCUUACUUCUUCUUCUUAUCUAAUAUUAAUUCAGAUUUUAUUAUUAUGAUACUGAAAUAUUCAUAAAUAGCAAACAUUUUGUAAGUACCUAUCAGUCAUUCAACAGUUUCGAUACCGCACAUCUAAAUUCUAAAACAUAUAAAUCUUAAUUCUUUUGAUUCAUAAUCUUCAUAUAUAUAGAAAUACUCUAAAUUGCAAUCUUCUCAACGGAUCUAAGAGCUUUAUGGUCGUAUACUUAUUUCAAUGAUCAAUUUUUCUAUUAAUAAAGUAUCAAAUUUAUGUGUUAAUAUUAAUGAAUAAUCUAAGCCUUUUUUUGUCAGCGUUAUACAAAACAGUCUAAUAAUAUCACUACAAUCCGUAUCUGUGGGGGGUGCAAUGUUCACGCCUGCGCUCUCCUCCGCUACGACACCGCCUCAUGUUCGACAUGAUCAGACCUAUAUAACAUCGAGAUUAACAAAACCGACUUCAACAUUCACAAAAUAUUCAAAAAAACGGUCUAAUUGUGCUGUGUUUAAGUGGUUUUUACUAUAAUAGAGAAUUUGGACGGUUAUCGUGAUUGAGAUAUAAGUGAUGAGGUGAACCACGGAAGGCUUGCGGUAUAUUGAAUUAUACAGCCCGCUGUCGGCCGUGGCGCGGUGAUGUCGGAAUGGAGGUGGUCGCGCUGGUGGUGUGCGCGUUGGUUGUGAGCGCAGCGCCGAACGCCACCCGCCGCCGAGAAGCGCCCGACCACGAUGAAGACGAGCUCGACUACUACGAUGAAGCCAAGAUCAAUAUAUCAGAAAAGGGUAUGUAUCUCGGAUCUCCGUGCGAGUUCACUUGCAACCCCCGUCUGCUUCACGUGUACUGCGAGCCAAGAACCAGCUCGUGCCAGUGUGAUCUUAAAUACCCCGUGUCGCUCGGGGUCGCCAGAGGCUGCGCUAAGCCAAAGAAACUGGGCGAGCAAUGUUUCUACCAGGAGACUUGUCGGGCGUUCGACCCUCACGCAUCCUGUGCGCAGAUCAAUCACAACGCGUACUGCCAGUGCGAUGCCGGUUACCACACCACCACACACUCCAGACCCACCCAAAGAAUCUUCUGCACUGAAGACUUGGUACUGCUGACGGCGGAUAUGCCGACGCUGUUAGGAGUAUCGUCGGGCAUCUUCGUUCUGGCGGGACUGUUGUGUAUGGUGCUACACCUGUACACGAAGGCGCGCUACCAUCCGGCACACUUGGCAGACGCCAGGCUCACACCGCCCUGCCUGUACUCGCUUAAUGAUACCGGAGGUACACUGAGUGCUACCCGCGCCUCGUCCCGAGCGUCUUCUCGUAGCGGCUGCACUAGCGGUACCCUGGAGGAGUCUCGGCGGGAGUCUCGGCGCGGGGCGUCCCGGGCAGGUGCGGCGCGGACGGCGGCCAUCUUGCUAAUCUCGCGCCACCUGAAGGCCGUAAGGGACGGCGGCGCGCACCCGAAGUGCGCCGCCAAAGGUUCGAGACGUCCAAGUUUAAGUUCAGUGCAGAGCAGCUCAUCCUCGAUUAGGAGUUAUAGUGCGAAGAAGUGGGAGAGAGAAAGAGAACAGAAAGAGAGACGGCAAAUGAGCAUGCGCCUGGCACAGCUUCACGACAAGAUGACGGCCGGACGAGAUCUCCCAAAACACGCCCCGACUCCGUCGCCACGUUCACCCAACAACUCCACUGAUGGGCUGCUUCCAGCUGUAUGUGAAAUUAGAGAAUUAGGAGCAAGUUCAGAGCAACAACUGCAGGGCGUGGACGGGCCUUGCUCGAGUUCCUCGCUUUACUGACAGCAAAGGUCAACGACCAUCAGGUCGAUUGACUCCCUCUCGUCGGACGGCACGCCCGCCGUCGCCUGGAUGUAGGUACAUACGAACAUUCAUUUAGAAGCAUUACGAGAAAGAAGACUUACAAGAGGUGCGUGUGUGAGGCUAAGUGGUUCCACCAGAUACAGUACUAUUGAUCGAAGUAUUUGAAGAAAACCCCGUCAUAUCGAAUUAUUCUAGGCAUCGCGUUUAAAUAUGUUGUGAUUUCUUGUCGAUAGAAUAAGAGUCCAGAAUGUCCGUUACAAUAAAAAAAAAAACUAAUAGAAAAAAAUAGGAAAAAUAGAUAUUUCAAAUAACUAAGCCACUAAAUGUAGAAUAUUGUUAAUUGAGACGUCAUAAUAUGCUGGUGAUAUUCAAUGCUAUUUAUAUUUUUAAGGACGAUGUGAGAUGAAACUAGUAUUGAUGGCUGACAAAUGAUUUACCUAAUUGAAAUUUAUAGAAAAUGAAGUGCUUAAGGCUUCUAGGGAGAAGCUUUGUCGAAUGUAGCGUUAGGUCGAAGUUAAUGUAUUAAUUAUAUUAAGGACAGCAUUUGUUAAAUGACGUUAAAUAUAGAUAUAAUGAAAUUAUUUAUAUGAAUAUAUGAUGAGUAUAAGUAAGCUUUAGAUUAGUCGGCUUUUUUUAAACGGCGAUAUAUAUUUUUAAAAAGCUCAGCAUAUAACUAAAUAGUGAAAGUAUAUCGCACCGAUUCCAUACCAUAUAAAAUAAUUUUAUCAUAACCUCAAUUUAUAUUUUUUAAUAAUUAUACAUUAUGUACUUCUUAUAUCUAAUUGUUGGUAAACGAAAUGAAUACUUUAAACUAUUCACAGUGUGUCCGUAACUUAGAUAUAUAUUACAAGCCGACUAAACUAAAUGACGUCCGUACUCGUUUCGACUUAGUGUAUCGAUAUAUUAUGUGUUACGAUUUAAUUGACAACUAUAAUGUUAGCGCUAUGGUUUGCCUUUGUACAAAGUUUUGUUAAUAAAAAAAAAUAUUUAGAAAUUAUUUAAGCCAGUGUUAUGUUGGAUAAAACCAAAUAAAUGUUAUUUGUAUA
Molecule: messenger RNA, 3657 nt
Organism: Danaus plexippus (monarch butterfly)
Lineage: Eukaryota; Metazoa; Arthropoda; Insecta; Lepidoptera; Nymphalidae
Exons: 13
Coding region: 1457-2590 (377 amino acids)
Source: RefSeq, a predicted model, not a curated record